AAAGACGACAUUGUCAGUAUAGAGGAUGUGCGAGGUUUUGUGACAGACGCGCACGUUCGUAUUCAGUGGUCGGUUAUUGGUAAAAUGGAAUCGCUCACUUCAGUAGCUGGCUUUAGGAUCGAGAUUCGAAGCACUCUUAACAGUUCCUGGAUUCCAGUAGAUAACGUGGGCAGCCAUGUGCGCGCCACAACUAUAAAAGGUCUUGCACCUGGCAUAAGGUAA
Strongylus vulgaris is the source of this 222-nucleotide messenger RNA. The record is from the annotation of a GenBank genome assembly. NCBI's taxonomy places the organism in Eukaryota, Metazoa, Nematoda, Chromadorea, Rhabditida, Strongylidae.